AUGUACGCCCGUACUAAAUACGAAGGGUGCGUGAAAUGCCUGUCAAGUGGGUUAGUAGCUGCCAAUAUAUCAGGAAAGGCCAAAGUAGCAUAUCAAAUACAGCGAAACAACGCAUUGGAGAAAGGGCUUGUUCCGCCACUAAGACCCCAACGAACUAAAGCGUGUCAUGUAUGUGGAGGCUGCGGUUUGGUAGAACGUGUUACUACUGGUAACUGUAGUAAUAUUUCAUACAAUGGAAAUACAUUUGUACCACGACGGCGGUGUAAGGUAGUGGUCAUUGGUGGUGGUAUAGGGGGCUUUGCCCUAGCACUAGCCCUACAACAGAGAAAUACACAGGUGAUAGUAUAUGAGAAAGACAAGUCCUUUGAUGAGCGCUCCCAGGGUUACGGAUUAACACUACAACAAGGUGCGCGCAUCUUAUCAAAACUUGGGUAUACUCAGAGUUUGGAUCAAUACGGAAUCAAUCCAUCACAGAAUAGCUCCUUCUUGCCGACUGGUGAAUUGCUUGGCAG
Molecule: messenger RNA, 512 nt
Organism: Sphaeroforma arctica JP610
Lineage: Eukaryota; Ichthyosporea; Ichthyophonida
Exons: 1
Source: RefSeq, a predicted model, not a curated record